GUGCAUGUAUUGUCGCCAUAUGGAGUUGUCCAUUCCUGUCACUAUGGCAACAGCAGCUUGGAUGUUACCACGUGUUCUGUUCACGUGGCGUUUUUACUUUUGGACGGAUUUAUCCUCCUCUAUUAAUUACAUUUCCCAAUAAUCACCCUUAUCAACUUGCACACUGAAACAGAAGCUGAGAUUUACACAGCCCACCCCCUCCACCUGACCCUGUAAAUCCAAUUAGAGCCGCUUGAGUGCCACUCAUCGCUCUCAAACACACUCUCCAGGCAUUUAUACGUCUGCUUUGCUUCGGAUCCCUCCCUUGUCCAGCAACGUCGGCUGCUAUCGAGGGGGAAAAGACCUUUUAUUUGUUAUCGGUGGGUGUUGGAAGCAACGGGCUGCCCUGUUGUCUUGUUCCCAUCUCUCUUGUUUCUCUUAAUCGCGACUGUUCGCUCCCUAACCUCCUGCCACCGCCCCUCUCUCUGAGAAGAGUGAGAAGAGGGAACAGGAGAAAGCGUCUGUUCUGUAAUCGCUGGAUGAAACAUGACGGCAGAGCUGGACAUCGACCAGGUUUCCUGUGCUGUGACUGACGUGGAGCAUGACAUUGAGACUCCUCACGGUGUCCUUCACGUGACUUUGAGAGGGACCCCCAAAGGCAACCGGCCGGUCAUUCUCACCUAUCAUGACAUCGGACUCAACCACAAGUCAUGUUUCAACACACUCUUUAACUUCGAGGACAUGCAGGAGAUCACCCAGCACUUUGCUGUGGUCCAUGUUGAUGCUCCAGGCCAGCAAGAAUCUGCACCUCCUUUCCCCACCGGGUACCAGUACCCCACCAUGGAUGAGCUUGCUGAAAUGCUGCCCUCAGUUCUGACUCAGCUAAAAAUCAACAGUGUGAUUGGUAUCGGUGUGGGCGCUGGAGCUUAUAUCCUCUCUAGACUCGCUCUGAAUGAGCCUGCUCUGGUGGAGGGAUUGGUUCUCAUCAAUGUGGACCCCUGUGCUAAGGGCUGGAUCGACUGGGCUGCCUCUAAGCUGUCUGGAUGGACCAGCAAUCUAAUAGACAUCGUGAUGGCACACCAUUUCAGCACGGACGAGCUGACAGAGAACCAGGAGAUCAUUCAAACAUACCGUCUGCACAUCGCUCAAGACAUCAAUCAGGACAACCUGGCUCUUUUCUGCCAAUCCUACAACAGUCGGCAAGAUCUGGAGAUUGAGAGGCCCGUCCCGGGACUUAAUGAAAAUACAGUCAAAACACUGAAAUGUCCUUCCCUGCUAAUAGUUGGUGACACAUCACCAGCGGUAGAUGCUGUGGUUGAAUGCAACUCGAGGUUAAAUCCAACCAAGACUACUUUACUCAAGAUGGCAGAUUGUGGUGGACUUCCCCAAGUUGUCCAACCGGGUAAACUCGCUGAGGCCUUCAAGUACUUUGUCCAGGGAAUGGGCUACAUCCCUCAUGUGCUACUCAGCCACCUGAACAGCGAAUCAGUGCCCACUGCCGGCAUGACCCGAUUGUCCCGGUCCCGCACUCACUCUUCCUCCAGCAUGGGCUCAGCGGACGGCACACGCAGCCGCGCUCAUACCAGUUCACAGGUGGAAGGCGCCACUGGCGGCUCAGUCCUCGACAACCAGACCAGACCGCAAACCAUGGAGGUGUCCUGCUAAAGCACCCAGAACCAAGCCACCAUUUCACCCGGGAUCAUACGCGUGUUACCCUUCUGCACCUCAGACCGCUUUCUGUCCGAUUUGGGUUUUUUUUCCCCCCACUCUGGCUUGGUCUUUCAUUCUUUGUCUACUUGUUCCCUUGUGGCCAGAGAGCAAGUAUACAAAAACUAAAGCGGGUCUAAUGAAGGGAUGCACUGUUUGAUGUCUAGUAAUCCAUGUAUUUAAACAUAUUGGAAUAUUUCUCCACUGCAUGGACGCACACUAUGUUUUUACCUUGAUUGGCGUACUGCUUUAUUACUCCAUUAUUGUUAUUUUUGUCAUCCUUCCAAGAUUCAUUUUCCCACUGGAUAUGCUUCUUGUGUGUAUAUUUAGCUGGUGGCUGUUGUAUAUUGAAUAUUCAGAGGGUAUUCUCGUCUGUAGCAGGAGAGGUUUCGUUCCCUCUCUUGCCCUCUCUAAGGUCUUCCUGCCCCUUGUGUUCACUAUAGAGACCACCGAACCACUUCACUUCCCCUUUGUUGACUGAUUUCUUGCUUUUAGACGGCUUCUACUUCUGUCACCAUAUUUGGUUUUGUUUGACGGUCUGCUAUUUGUAGUGUUUCGAAAAAGCUACUGAUUAGCAUGCCCCUAUUUAAAGUGUACAAUAGAUAUUUAUAUUAGUAUUAAUUAUGUUUAGAUCUUCAAUGGUUAAUUGAAUUCUCUUUGGUUGAAUGUAAUCAAUCUGAUUCUGUUUACAUGGAGAACUGUACUGAGUUGUAGACUAGAAGCCCCUUAAUAGUGAAGACUUUGCUUAGGUUUUGUACAAUAUUUUUCACAAUCUGUGCUUUGGAGAUCAGCUGCACCAAAACAAGCCAAUAGCUGAAGAGAAGAUCUGAACAGGUAUAUGUACCAUAAGGGGCAUCUAGAGGUGUGAAAACAGCAUGGUUCCUCUGAAUGCACUAGUAACCUGUAGGCUUUUGGUAAAAACCCUCCAUUCCUUCUGUACAGUGGACUGAUAUCCCAAUAACCUCAUAUUGUUUUGACUACUCUGUUAGCUUCUGAAGUGUUGUUGUUAUUGGUCUUUGUUCUUUAUUCUUUCAGUGGAUGUCAGUUGUUGAUCGCUGAUUGUACCGCUGCCUUGAUGCGUUGUGCUUUGUCCUCCAGGCAUUUAGGGGGCGCUGUACUGCAUACUGCCCGCUGAGUAUAUCAAUUUGUACGAAUAUUGAAAUAAAGUAGUUGUACAUAAAA
Molecule: messenger RNA, 2868 nt
Organism: Pimephales promelas (fathead minnow)
Lineage: Eukaryota; Metazoa; Chordata; Actinopteri; Cypriniformes; Leuciscidae
Gene: ndrg3b
Product: ndrg family member 3b
Source: RefSeq, a predicted model, not a curated record